Nicotiana tabacum (common tobacco) is the source of this 1113-nucleotide messenger RNA. The record is from RefSeq and is a predicted model, not a curated record. Lineage: Eukaryota; Viridiplantae; Streptophyta; Magnoliopsida; Solanales; Solanaceae.
AUGGAUUCCGGUGCUACAAAUCACAUGACAGGUAAUCCAAAUAUGUUUUCUAGCUUUCGCUCACAUAAAGCACCCUCUCCGAUUACUGUAGUUGAUGGAUCAACUUGUAGUAGUGUUGGAUCUGAUAUUAUUAAACCAACUUCCUCUAUUACCCUAUCAUCUAUAUUAUGUCUACCAAACUUGGCUUUUAACUUGAUUUCUGUUAGUAAAAUUACCAAAGACCUUAAUUGUUGUGUUGCAUUCUUUUCCGAUCAUUGUUUGUUUUUAGAUCUUAAGACGAUGCAGGUUAUUGGUAAAGGAUAUAUAUCUGGUGAUCUCUACAUUCUUUAUGAAUGGGAGCCAUGUUCUGUUGCAUGCUCUAGUAUCGUGUCUCCUUUUGAAGCACAUUGUCGACUUGGACAUCCCUUUUUGCCUUUGUUAAACAAGCUCUGUCCUCAGUUUCAGAAUAUUUCAUCAUUGGAUUUCAAAACUCAAUUCAAUGCUUCAGUACGUACUCUAAGGAGUGAUAACGCUAAAAAAUACAUGUCAGAGUUAUUUCAGUCCUACAUGAGACAACAUGGUAUAUUAUAUCAGUCUCCAUGUGUUGAUGCACCCUCUCAAAAUAGAGUUGUUGAGAGGAAGAAUAGGCAUCUACUUGAGACAGCUCGAGCACUUUUGUUCCAAAUGAAGGUUCCUAAACAGUUCUGGGCUGAUGCGGUUUCUACGUCUUAUUUUCUGAUUAAUCGCAUGCAAUCUAGUGUACUCGAUGGUAAUGUGCUUUAUAGUGUUCUUUUUUCGAACAACUCAUUAUUUUCGAUGGAACCUAAUGUGUUUGGAAGCACAUGUUAUGAUCGAGAUGUUCGACCAUCUCUUACCAAGUUGGCUCCCAAGGGUGUGAAGUGUGUUUUCUUAAGCUAUUCUCACCUUCAGAAGGGGUAUCGAUGUUAUACUACUGAGCUUGGAAAAUAUUUAGUAUCAACUGAUGUGGUAUUUUCAGAGACUACACCAUUCUUCUAUGCACCUCCCAUUUCUACAAGCCAGGGGGAGGAAGAUGAGUGGCUAGUAUAUCAGGUUAACCGUACUUUGACAGAACAAUCAGAUGAUACUCUUCGAUCUCCCAAUUCUUCUAUUUAG